Messenger RNA from Gekko japonicus, 4212 nucleotides. RefSeq names its product apoptosis-associated tyrosine kinase (gene LMTK1). The transcript is spliced from 12 exons. Gene Ontology annotation, molecular function: protein tyrosine kinase activity; ATP binding. NCBI's taxonomy places the organism in Eukaryota, Metazoa, Chordata, Lepidosauria, Squamata, Gekkonidae. The record is from RefSeq and is a predicted model, not a curated record. Gene Ontology annotation, biological process: brain development; peptidyl-tyrosine autophosphorylation. The coding region runs from base 16 to 4167 and encodes 1383 amino acids.
GAAGUCUCCUUGCCCAUGUCCAGGCAGCCUGGACGCUCAGUUCAGCUCCUCAAAUCCACUGACCUCGGACGCCACAGCCUGCUGUACCUCAAGGAGAUUGGCCAUGGAUGGUUUGGUAAGGUGUUCCUCGGUGAGGUGAAUGCAGGGCUCAGCAGCACUCAAGUGGUCGUUAAGGAGCUAAAGGCCAGUGCCAGUGUACAAGAUCAGAUGCAGUUCCUGGAAGAGGCUCAGCCAUAUAGGGCCCUCCAGCACACGAAUCUCCUGCAGUGCCUGGCCCAAUGUGCAGAGGUCACACCCUACCUGUUGGUGAUGGAGUUCUGUCCGUUGGGUGACCUGAAGGGCUACUUGCGGAGCUGCCAUGCGGCCGAGGCACUGGCACCUGACCCCCUGACAUUGCAACGCAUGGCCUGCGAGGUGUCCUGUGGCCUGCUACACCUCCACCGCAACAACUAUGUACACAGUGACCUGGCACUGCGGAACUGUUUACUCACAGCUGACCUGACUGUCAAAAUCGGCGACUAUGGUCUUUCUCACUGCAAGUACAAAGAUGACUAUUUUGUGACGGCUGACCAGCUGUGGGUGCCGUUGCGCUGGGUGGCUCCUGAACUCAUCGAUGAGGUUCACGGCAACCUGCUUAUUGUUGACCAGACCAAGACCAGCAAUAUCUGGUCGUUGGGUGUGACCAUCUGGGAGCUCUUUGAGCUGGGAGGCCAGCCCUAUUGCCACUAUUCGGACCGGCAGGUGCUCACUUACGCCAUCAAGGAGCAGCAGCUUAAACUUCCCAAGCCGAAGCUCCCACUCUCACUCUCUGACCGCUGGUAUGAAGUGAUGCAGUUCUGCUGGUUGCAGCCAGAGCAGCGCCCCACUGCUGAGGAGGUGCACCUGCUACUCUCCUACCUAUGUGCCAAGGGGGCUUCGGAAGCUGAGGAGGAGUUUGAGAGGCGCUGGAACUCCAUGAAACCCAGGGGUGGUGGAGGAUCAAGCUCUGGCUCCGGCUCCAGCCACAUGGGCAUUGAGCUUUCCUCUUUCCCACUGCUGGAACAUUUUUCCAACGAUGGCGAUGAUGUCCUGACUGUCAUGGAGACGAGUCAUGGCCUCAACUUUGAGUACAAGUGGGACCAAGGCAAAGCUGAGCACCUUCCAGCCUCGGCCUUGAGCCCUCAUGGACCUGCCCGCUAUCACGAGCUCUACUACUCAGCCAGCAGCAGCGGUGGAGGGGGCGGGCACCUCAGCCUGGGCGUCUCACCCUCCUGCUAUGAGUGCAAGGUGCAAGGCUGUCCUGGUCUGCACACGCCAGGUGUGGUUCCUGUCCUGAGUGCCCACAGCCCCUCACUUAAUAGCGAGUACUACAUCCGCAUUGAAGAAGCGGCCUCAGAGGGUAGCGGGGCUGAUCUGGACUACACGAUGUGCUCCUACAGUCCUGAGUUUGGCUGUUCGUCCCGAAGCUGGCAAGCCAAGGAGGGCCCCUAUGAAUCAAGCAAUAGCCCUGCUGUCUCACUCACCAUGGAACCUCUUCUGGGCCAUUCCACACACACCGACAGUCACUGGGAACCCCCCGAAUACUACUCCUAUGGAGGACAAGGGGACAAGGAAGUCCCAUACUAUGAGGCCUCCCCAAGGGAAAGUGCUGAUGACUACCUGCUGAAAGAGCCCAGUGGCUCUGAGUGGCCUGUUCCGGUUUUGCAGAAGACUGCCUUCACUGACCCACUGGGUGUGUCGCCGUCAGUGACCUACAGCUACAAGGAGGCCACGUUGGACUGUGUCACUCUGGAUCUGGAUGAGGAGAACUCUUGUGGCAGCCCCAGGAGUGAAGGGGGUGAGAAUGACGAAUCCCCUUCCUCCAGCAAGCAGUGGACAUCCAACACCUCAGCCAAUAAUAACAGCGGCCACUCAUUAUCCCCCUGUGAGCCACCUGCGAAUGACAGCUGGUGCUACCGGCACAUGAUCACCUUCCAGGGGCUCAUGGCAGAACCGCUGUGCACAGUACCCCGGGAUGAGCCCACUCUCGGGCUCAAGGAUCUGCGAGCUGCACUGCUGGGUGGGGAGUGCGUGAUGUCAUCUCACGCGGGCUCCCCAUGUCUAGAUGCUGAGUUGCCGGCAGAGGAGAAAGUAUCACCUGACAUUGCUGGUAUCGAGGUCAGUAUAGAGGACUCCACAGAUCCCUGGACUGAGAGUGGAGAAGGGUGCCCCCCGGCCACUGGGCCACUGUUGGAGGAACUGGACUUGGGGACAUCAUUACCUGUGCCAGACCCAGCUGUCAGUAUAGACACUGGGGAUACAACUACGCCAGCUGAAUUAAUAGACGAGACACUAGUCGCUGGGGAAGAUCCUGUCCUUGUGGAAGAGGCUUCAGUUGAACGCCCACCCAGGAUGCUACAGGAGAUCAACCUAGAAAAUGGCAAGACCAUCAGCAGUGAACUGGACCAGACGCCAGACAAGACGGUGUCGAGCGCUAGCUUCCCCGAUAUGGAUGAGGCUAGCGAUGAGGAUACGGCUGAGCUCACUUUUGGAGUUUUUGCUGACUUCUCGGUUGACUGUGUCGAACGGCAGGAUAUACUGCCUGCCUUCAAGUCCUUGCAGAAGCAGGUGGGGACCCCUGACUCUUUGGAGUCAUUGGACAUUCCCUCCACCACCAGCUCCUGUGAGGCAUUCAGCCCCACAGCCUGUGUAUCCUCAAGCCAGCCUAAGGCCCUGGACAGUGGGUAUGAUACCGAGAACUACGAGUCUCCUGAAUUUGUCCUCAAGGAGCCUCACGAGGUGCGAGAGCCCGAAAACUUUCCACAGCUAGGAAAGAUGCAAGAAGACAGGGGGGACUCGACCAAAGAGCUAAGUCUGUCAAGUUCUUUCAGUGCUGAGCUGCAUGUCUUAGACGAGAAGAACCCUUACCGUGACUCAGCCUACUUCUCUGACUAUGAUACUGAAGGGGGAACUCGGGAGGAUGGGGAAGGGGACAGUGAUGGUUUUGAGGGGCACGAGUCAGAGCCCUGCCAGGUAGCCUUCGGAGGGCUGGGGAAGGCCCCUAACCAAAAAGUGCCUCCCUGCCCCGAGCCCCCUGCCCCCUGCGGAGACAGUGUGGGCUGCACCUUUCCAGAGGCUGAGGAACAAGUCGUGAGGGAAGGACCUCCAAGGGCAUCACGGGAGUUGCUGGUAAAUGGAGCUGCUGCUGAGGAGGUGGAGUCAAGCCCAGUCAGGGAUGAGUGUGAAGGGACUGUUGCUGUGCCCCCACAGCUGGCUCCCACCAGAUCUUUUUUCCUGUCGCCUGUGGUCAUGAGUUCAGAGGUGCCCAUCCUGGUACUUGAGGGAGAUGUGGGGGCAGGGAAUGCAGGGCUGGAGAAGGGGUCAAGAGAGCCAGAGUAUCCGGGGGAACUGGAGGGGACUGGUGAGAGUGAGGAGUUAGAGAGCAAUUCUGCGCUCUCCAGUCUUUCACUGGACCUGUCAGGGGUGCCUUCCCAGCAGUCAUCCACCUCCACCGAUCCUGAGGAAGAGGAAGACGACACAGAGGACAGCGAUGAGUCUGAUGAGGAACUGCGCUGCUACAACAUCCAAGAGCAGAGUGAAGAGAGCGAGGAGGAAUCGCCUACGGUGCCCAUUGUGGUGGCCGAGAGCCACAGUGCGCGCAACCUGCGCAGUCUUCUCAAGAUGCCCAACCUGCUGGUGGAAUCCUUCUGUGAUGACCUGGAGCGCAAGAAGAAGGCUGUCUCCUUCUAUGAUGAUGUCACCGUCUACCUCUUUGACCAGGAAAGUCCCACAAAGGAACUUGCAGACCAGCCUUUCCCGGGGGUCACAGAGCCAGGCCUGGCCCAGUCUGUGCAGAAAGAAGGCAACAGUCCUGCAGGCCCUGCAGGCCCGACAGAGACACCAAACAGUUCCUCAGAAGGGAGUACCUCUGAAGAAGAGAGUAAGGGUGGUGGUUUUGAAUGGGAUGAUGACUUCCCCCUCAUGCCAGUGAAAUCGCCUUUUGUGCAGACAUUAACACCGGCAGUGUCUGAGCCAGCCCUUCCCAGACUGCCACCCGUGCUAGGGCCCGCUCAGAAGCAGGUGCUGCCCAUUCAGUUUUCACGCUUCACUGUCUCACCUGCCCCAGUGUCACGGUUCUCCAUCACACACGUCACCAACUCAGAUGUCAAGUCUGUAGGAGGAAGCAGUGAAGAUGGCGACAGAGAGUGAGCUUGGCCACCUGUUCUCUUUUCGGACUUUCCAUCCUGACCCCUA